This is a messenger RNA of Folsomia candida, 1133 nucleotides long. RefSeq names its product salivary glue protein Sgs-3-like. Bases 1 to 1092 code for a protein of 363 amino acids. The record is from RefSeq and is a predicted model, not a curated record. Lineage: Eukaryota; Metazoa; Arthropoda; Collembola; Entomobryomorpha; Isotomidae. The transcript is spliced from 3 exons.
AUGCUGGAAGCCCUAAUUUUGUGUAAACGAGAGGGAAAGCAACUACUUAAUCUAGAACUGAAAUCUGACACUGAAGCUACGAAGAUAUUCAGUCUGGUUUCAGAAUGGAUUACAACCAACGAGUUAAAUGAGAAAAUUACUGCUGUUUGGGUUGGAAAUAAUGACCUUUUCUCUCCAAUUGGUUUCAUUCAAUGGGAAUGGGGAGACCAGACUAAGGAAAAGGGUCACUAUGAAGUAGCUAUAACGUUGUACGAAACUUUGCUAGGUGAAUUACCACGAUGGGUUAUAUGCUCUGAUGGGGAGGAAACUGGGGUUGAUGAAAAUAUUUUCCAAGAGAAAGUAUCAAAUAAUUUUGUCCUGCCAUCAAAUGAAAACCAAUCUUUAGUGAACGCAUUUUUACCAACUGAAGCAAGUACAACGCCGAUAACUGCUUCCGGUCCAGCUACAACUGUGAACACAUUUUCAACGUCAACUCCGAUUCCUCCUAUACAACAGAUCAAUUUUACGACAACCAUACCCCCAAUUGUUCUUACAACUACUGUUAUUCCUACAACUACUGGUACCCCUACAACUACAACUACUGGUGCCCCUACAACUACUGGUGCCCCUACAACUACUGGUACCCCUACAACUACUGGUACUCCUACAACUACUGCUACUACAACAACGGAAAAGCCACCUACAACUUCAAAAAUACCAAAGCUGACCCCUAAGCCAGGACAUUUCGGAAGGUCAUUUGAGAAAGGAAUCUCCAUAACAACGACGCAUAGCCCGAAUUCAGAAACUUCUACUGUCGCACCGGUGGUGAAGAUCCCAACAACGCUACUGACGACAGUUAAACCGGCGAUAAAGGCAAAAUCAGCAGUGACCACCACGGCAAAACCUGCAACAUCAACGCCGCAUCCCACGACAACAGUAAAACCAGCACCACAUUUUUCAACAACGACAAAACCAAAAACGACAAUUAAACCAACUACGACGCCAAAACCAGUGACACCGUCUUCAAAACCCACUAUAAAACCUGCAACCACAACAAAACCUACGUCUAAAAUCGUCAAGCAUAUUCGCCAAGCAAAUCAAAUUUUUUUCUGAUGCAUUGACAAUUAAGUACUUAAAGCAGCGUGGCGUAAUAA